Naumovozyma dairenensis CBS 421 is the source of this 1161-nucleotide messenger RNA. It is a transcript of the gene SCS7, whose product is annotated as fatty acid alpha-hydroxylase. The record is from RefSeq and is a predicted model, not a curated record. The coding region runs from base 1 to 1161 and encodes 386 amino acids. Gene Ontology annotation, molecular function: iron ion binding; fatty acid 2-hydroxylase activity. Gene Ontology annotation, cellular component: endoplasmic reticulum; membrane. The transcript has a single exon. NCBI's taxonomy places the organism in Eukaryota, Fungi, Ascomycota, Saccharomycetes, Saccharomycetales, Saccharomycetaceae. Gene Ontology annotation, biological process: fatty acid metabolic process; lipid biosynthetic process.
AUGUCGAUUAAUACCUCCAAGACUUUGGAAUUGUUCUCCAAAGAUAAAGUCGCCGCUCAUAACACCUCCGAUGAUUGUUGGAUCACUUUCCAAGACAGAAAGAUUUAUGACGUCACCAAGUUCCUAAAUGAUAAUCCAAAUGAUGCCAAUAAGGAUUUAUUAUUGGAAUUUGCCGGUAAGGAUAUUACUGACGAAUUGAAGGAUAAAAUUGAUAGCAUCAAAAACCCUUCUUUCCCAAUUUUACAAACUGACCAAUAUUUAAUUGGUUAUUUAGCUACAGAUCACGAAGAAAAAACGUUACUGACUAACAAGGAUCAUAAAGUUGAAGUUCAAUUAAAUGAGGCAACCAAUGGCUUCGAUUCGACUACUUUUGUCAAAGAUUUACCCACCGAGGACAAAUUGAGUAUUGCUACUGAUACUAAGAAGGAUUUAGAAAAACAUAAAUUUUUAGAUUUGGAUAAACCAUUGUUGAAACAAAUCUUAUUUGGAAAUUUCACAAAAGAUUUUUAUUUAGAUCAAAUUCAUAGACCAAGACAUUAUGGUGAUAAAUCUGCCCCACUUUUUGGUAAUAUUUUAGAACCAUUAACCAAGACUUCCUGGUAUCUAGUCCCAAUCUUUUGGUUACCAGUAGUAUUCUACCAUAUUGCAGUCGCACUAACUAACAUGAAUCCAAUAUUUGCCAUUGUAUUGUUUGCUAUUGGUAUUUAUGUAUGGACCCUCAUUGAAUAUUGUAUGCAUAGAUUCCUUUUCCAUUUCGAUGAAAGAUUACCUGAACAUAACAUAUUCUACGUCAUACAUUUCUUAUUACAUGGUUGUCAUCAUUAUUUGCCAAUGGAUAAAUAUAGAUUAGUCGUACCACCAACAUUGUUUAUUUUCUUAUGUUUCCCAUUCUAUAAAGUCGUUUUCAAAUUAUUACCACUUUAUUGGGCAUAUGCUGGGUUUGCUGGUGGAUUGUUUGGUUACGUUUGUUAUGAUUUAUGUCAUUAUUUCUUACAUCAUAGUAAGAUGCCUCCUCCUUUAAGGAAAUUGAAAAAAUAUCAUUUGGAACAUCAUUAUAAAAAUUACCAAUUAGGUUACGGUGUCACUUCUUGGUAUUGGGAUAAAAUCUUCGGAACUUAUUUAAGUCCUGAUUCUCCAAUGUCGAAAAUGAAAUAUGAAUGA